UGCAAUUAUGACUUCUUUGGGACUUGAUAGUGAAACUUUGAAUGGUUCUUUUAACGAUGAAGCCGAGUACGUAAAUCACGAGUUCACUGGCCCUGAAAAUGAAAAGGUUAUCGAGGUAAACGUGGUGGACGGGGAUUCCAAUGUCUGUAGUAGCUACGACUGUAACGAUGUUGUUAAUUCCGAAAUCGGCCAGCAAGUGCACAUGUUUGAUAGUGAGGGUGAGAUUGAUACCGAUUCCAGUGGGGACGAGCAAGAGUUUCAUUUCAAUUUAAAUUCCAACGAUGAGGUUUUUGCAAUUCGCGAAGGUGAUGGUGGGGGAGCAAGCCCUUCGGUGACACACAGUGCACAACGAUUUCGAGAUGAAAUUUCAGAAUGGGUUGUUCAGUAUCAAAUCAAACAUUCCAGCGUUGAUGCAUUGCUAAAAAUUUUUACUCUUCUGCCGGGUUUCGAAAAGCUUGGUUUGCCGAAAACGUGUCGCACUUUGCUUCAAACAAUUCGACAAACUCCUCUUCGCCUAGUCAGUCCUGGUCAUUACUAUCACUUCGGGAUCACUGAAAGUAUUGAACUGCUACUAAAAAGGCUGAAUGUUGAUAGGGUUGACAACGAUAUUAUAAAAAUUCAGUUUAAUGUUGAUGGUAUUCCAAUAGCUAAGAGUUCUGAAAGUUGCCUGUGGCCUAUUCUUGGUUUAAUAGAACGAAUUGACGGUUCAGUCCCUUUUCCAGUUGGAAUCUAUCAUGGGUAUGGAAAGCCAAAAGAUCCAAACGAAUUUUUAUAUGAUUUCGUUAGAGAAGUGUGUUUAUUGCAACAAAUUGGAUUUGUGUACAAUGGCCGAAAGAUUGAUGUUGAAGUAUCUGGAUUCCUGUGUGAUGCGCCCGCAAUGGCAUUUAUUAAAUGCAUCAAGUCGCAUACCGGGUAUUAUAGUUGCUCUAAAUGUACUGUCAAGGGCGAGUGGGCUGGAAGGGUGGUAUUUUUGAAUGAAGAGAAAGGUGAAAAACGAACCGAUGCCACCUUCCGUAAUCGAGCUCAUGUAAAACACCAUAAUAAUGAAAGCUCUAGUUUAGAACUUUUAGGUGUUGACAUGAUUCAUGGAUUUCCUCUCGAUUACAUGCAUUUAGUGUGUUUAGGAAUCAUGCGCAAAAUGUUGUGGUAUUGGAUUCACGGCCCGUUAAAUGUUCGGAUGGGUAGAUUGAGAAUUGAAAAAAUAUCAGAAAGGUUGUUGGAUGUAUCUUGUUACAUUCCCAGGGAAUUUGUUAGGAAGCCAAGGGGCUUUAAUGAACUGGCUCGGUGGAAGGCCACAGAAUUCCGUCAAUUUUUAUUGUACACCGGUCCUGUUGUUCUAAAGGGAAUCCUCCCAAGCCAUUUGUAUGGCCACUUCCUAACUUUGCAUUCUGCAAUUAAAAUCUUGGUGUCAAAAGAGCUUUGUCAAAGGGAAAAUACCUAUGCCAAAUCCCUUUUGAACCAUUUUGUAGAUCAUUGUCAACGCUUCUAUGGUGACACCUUCAUGUCAUACAAUUCCCACAAUCUACGCCAUUUGGCUGACGACGUCUUAAUGAGAGGCCAUCUAGACACUUUUAGUUGCUUCCCGUUCGAGAAUUAUCUGUAUAAGUUGAAACAUCUAAUCAGGAAACACGAAAAACCUCUGCCACAGGUUGUGCGACGCCUACAAGAAUUUGCGAAUCAUAUGAGGCUUGAAGUCACUACCUCUUCCCUUGGAAACCCUUUGCUAAAACGGAAGCACACAGAUGGGCCAGUCCCUAGUGGAUUUCGUGGCCAGCAGUAUCGAGAAGUUCAUUUAAGGGACUUUGUGCUAAAAUCUGAUUCGGUGAAAGACUGUCACGUUUAUUUAAAAGAUUUGGACGUUGUCAAAGUGACAAACUUUUUCGAGGUCGACUCGCGUAUUUUUUUUACAGGCAGAAAGUACGUAUAUCGUGACAACGUCUUUACAUUGCCGUGUGAAUCAUCGAGGUUCAAUGUUUUUUUACUCUGGGGAUUGGAUUCUUUAAAUUGGUGGCCUUUAGACUCCAUUUUAUGCAAAGCACUCGUUAUUCCUUGUGGAAAACGCCAUAAAUGUGCCGCUUUUCCCUUACUGAUGAGCAAAAACUAUUGA
Daphnia magna is the source of this 2107-nucleotide messenger RNA. RefSeq lists its product as uncharacterized. Lineage: Eukaryota; Metazoa; Arthropoda; Branchiopoda; Diplostraca; Daphniidae. Bases 8 to 2107 code for a protein of 699 amino acids. The transcript has a single exon. The record is from RefSeq and is a predicted model, not a curated record.